CUUUCCUCCACGUCCCGCUUCUUUCAGCUUCGGUUUCCACGAAUGGCCUAUCACUCAAAGCCGGCGCGGCGCAAACUAGACAGUCAUUCAUCAUGAGUAUAUUGGGUUCAAGCUGUUCAGCCUCGCUCUGGUCUUCACAGAAUAGUGUUGAUAGCUUGAGGACAUCCAAUCUCAGCUUCUACAAUGCCGCGAUUCCUACAGCACAAGGACUGGAAGACAUCAUAAGGACUGUGCAAAGUCUCAAGAUUCGCCUAGUCCCAUCUUCGGCCAUCAGACGUGGUACCCCUGCGGGCGAAGGUGAGACGUUCUGGGUCGAGCGUUGCGAUGUGUCUGGCCAAACUGUGGCCGUCAAACAUUUGAAGGUCGAUGAACGACGAUCGGUCUCAAACGAAUUUCGUCACCGGAUUGACUCCUUGUUGCUCGAAAUGCGGAUUAUGCAUCAUGCGCCUCUGAGCAGUCAUCCAAACAUAUUGAAUCUUAUCGGGUACGGCUGGAAUAUCGAAGCCGGAGGCAUUCUGCCCUAUAUUCUAGUCGAGUAUAGCGCCGAAGGCACUCUGCGACAGUAUCUGAGGAGAAGAAGAGAUGUUCGUCUGGAAACCAAAGAGAUGCUUAUCGCGGAUGUAGGGGCCGGGCUUCAUGCGCUUCAUGUCACUGGAAUUGUCCAUGGAGAUGUUAAACUCGAGAAUGUUCUAGUGUUCUAUUCCGAUGAGAGACAAAGUUCGCCGAUAGCCAAGAUCUGCGACUUUGGCCACUCAAUUCUCGUGGGUACUAGUGGUGACGAGACAUCUCACGGGAUAUACAAAGGCACGCCACGCUACCACGCUCCUGAGGUCCUCGAACAAAAGGCCAACCCCAUAAAACGGGAAGAACUGAAGAAAUGUGAUAUAUGGGCUUUUGGUCUGUUGGCGUGGGAGAUAGUACUUGAUGGUGCAGUCUACACCGAUCACAUUGACAGCUUGGACUCAAGUCCUGCUGCAAUCCUUUCAUCUGCUCUGCGCACAACGAUACGAUCCACACGUGACACUGUGAUACAAGGGGUCUUUAGACGCCUUUUCAAAAGAACACUGGAAGCUGACCCCAACCUACGAGCGGAGAAAAUCGAUAAUAUGGCUUGCAUGGCAAGAUGGAAGAGAACUGGCACCGCGAAUCUUUCUGCCCAAUUGGCUCUUCACACGGGUAACUCUGAGUGGUCUUUUGAAGUAUUCCGGUUUGAAACUCGAAAAGACAUCGCGUGGAUUCAUCGCGAGCAUAUCGCGCAAGAAUUUAUCAGGGUCUUCACCACAACUGACGAGGAUCAUGUGAAAGCAUCAGCGGCAUGGCAGAUCGCGGUCUGCCACGCAACUGGCUUUGGUCUUCCCGCUGAUUGGAAAGCAGCGGAUCGAUAUUGGGCCGACUCCUCGAGGUUGGGUAGCGGUUUGGCGCAACGCUUCCGCAAACCCUUAUCACAAGCUGGCCGCGAACAUACAGGUGAACUGUAUGCAAGCGCACUGCGUGAUAUGCUUUCCUUGGAUGCCAUAUCUUCUAGCGGCGCUUUCUGGCUUGGAGGAGGUCCUCUUAUAACUGCGUCAGGCGGUGCGGAGAAUGCAGAUGUCUCGAGCUUGGAGAAUGCAAUCAAAGAGCGAGAUAUUGGCGCAAUCAUCGAUAUUCACGAAAAGAACCCUUCGUUCUCCAACCAAAACAGAGAGCCCCCUUUGAUUAUGGCUCUCCGUGCACGAAAUUCCGAGAUCGCUGGCUUACUAUCAGAUCGUGGGUGCUCCCCAGAAACUCAAGACGAGAGUGGACGAAAUGCGUUCCACUGGCUUUUCAUGUUGGGUGACAGGGCCUCUACUUUCGCAAAACGAUUUCGAGGACGGGCUGAAAUGACAAUUGCCGUCAAUACAGUCGUGACCAAUAUCGUUAUACCUGAUCCGCAAUGGCCACUGCAACUAGAAGGAUCACCGCUCGCACAUGCAGUCGCAACGGGGAGCGCAGACACAGUCGCUGCCCUACUUGACCUCGGCGCCAACCCGUUGCAGCCGGCUUUUGGCUCCGAAGGUUUUGCUGGAUGGACGCCUCUGCACGUUGCAGUCAAAUAUCACCACGCGGAAAUUCUACAGUUGCUAUUGGAGCAUUUAGAUUCCAGGAAAACAAUUUCGGAUCUCGAGAUACCGCUCGCCCUGGUACUGCCCGAUGCACCUAUCAUUGAACGUGUUGCGAUGCAUGGAAAAAAACAGGAAAAGCACCUAACACAGACGAUAGAGCUUCUAGGGGAGCCAAAAUGCCUGGAGCGAGCCGCAAAAGACGGUACUACGCCACUCAUGAGAGCUUUAGACAAUAACGACCUGCAGGUGACUACUGCGUUACUCAAACGUCAUGGAAAACUCGCAGAGCUUCGCUCAGUCUCACCAAGUCCUACGGAUGAAUUCGGUCACGAUCCCCAGUUUCACUAUGCUAUACACCAUGCUGUACAGCUUGUAUCUUGCUUCAAUGGACCUAAAAGUCUCGAUCUCAUGAAGUUAAUCCAAACUCACGAUAUAAUGGCACUGGAUCGACGUGAUAGCCAAGGUCGCACACCCGCGCACGUGGCAGCUGCGGGAUAUAACCAUGGUGGCCUGACUUUUCUCAUAGAUCAAAAGCCGUCACUCCUCCAUGAAAAAGACACACAAAGGGCCACACCUCUCCAUUACUGCGAGACAGCUACAGUAGCAGAGCAUCUGGUAUCUCUGGGUGCUAAGAUUGAUGCGCGAGAUCGCUCCGGUCAUUCUGCCCUUCAUUACGCGGUAAUCAAAGGAUACGGGACUAUCGUCCAAUCCUUGUGCAAACUGAACGCAACUAUCGACUUCAACAACAGCAGAGUUGAAAACCCCCUUCAUGUUGCAAUUAGAAGAGAAGAUUACAGCCUGGCUACGACUCUGGUAGCGUUUGGUGCCUCAAUAAACGCACGAGAUGAGGCAGGAAACAAUGCACUUCAUAUAGCAGCAAAGAAGUCCCCACACCACGUGUUAGAUUUGCUACUCGACAACGGUGCUAAUCCAAUGCUACCAAACAACGAAGGUAAAUCGGCGCUCGAUAUCGCCGUCCGCAGCGGCAAUGCUCAUGCGAUAGAUGUGCUCAGUACUCGUUGUCCAGGACUUAUUCUGAUGUCAGAUUUGUCGAAGCCAGGCAUCGUCAACCAAAAAGUACCAAAUUCGCCUCUUUACGUCUGCUCUAGAAAGUUCAACAAAGCGGCUUUUAACCAGAUGCUUGUACGAAUGUUGAAAAAGGAUGCCGAAAGUCUUGAUAGAAAUGGCUUUGCCGUGAUUCAUUAUGCGGCCAAAGCUGGAGAUAUGGAUGUGAUUCAAAGUUUGAUCAGAGUCAAUGCCAAUCUUGAUAUUCGGGAUAGCAAAGGCAAUACUGCACUCAUGCUUACAAUGGAUGGCCGUGAAUUUGGCAUGAAGAGGCCUCAGCUGUUUCAGAUGUUAUUGGGCAACGGCGCCAACCCGACUAUAUCGAAUAACGCUAGAAAGCUCCCUUGGAACAUUGCCGCCAAAAGAUUAUUCGAUGAAUCUCAAGACGACGUUCGACAUAUAAUGCGGAUGCUUCUAGACCAUAGCGUUGGAGCAUGCUGUCAAGACAUUCGCCGAACGUCCUCGAAUUGGGCGGUGGUCCGUAUACCAUACGAAGAAGAGUUAACGCGCUUAGCUUUUAAUCGAAGAGACGAAAGACUGAAGAGUUCGCUGAAGUGUAAGAUUUCGCAUGAAGUUUAUAGUACGGUCCAGGAAGAGUAUCGACGGGCAAAGCUUCUCGAAGAAGCAAAGAAGAGGGACCGAGCUGAGCGAGACUAUAGAGAGUCAUUGACCCCUUACCAGCUGCAUAUGUACAAUCUAAGGGAAAGGCGAUAG
Molecule: messenger RNA, 3860 nt
Organism: Periconia digitata
Lineage: Eukaryota; Fungi; Ascomycota; Dothideomycetes; Pleosporales; Periconiaceae
Source: the annotation of a GenBank genome assembly